UUAAUAGUUUUUUUUUUGAGACAAACGUAUGAAUCACUUGACAACAGACUAACAGACAGACGGAGUCAGACAUUGAUGACUGACUUAUAGUGAAAAACAAAACCAAACAACACACUAUGGUUAACGUCGGUCUGGUGGCCACUAGUGUGGCCGCUAUUGGCGGCGCAGUCAUUAUGUUUGCGAUGUGGGCUUACGAAGAAUAUCAACGAAACCAAAACCAACGACAACACAGACACCAGGACUCACGCGAAACACGACCAAAAGCCACUUACUCGGCGAUACCGCCGCAGCCGUCCAAUCAUUGUGUCAUCUGUUGUACGGAAUGGUCGGCACCGCUGGAACUGUUGCCGUGCGGACACCUGUUUCAUAGAGGAUGCAUCAAGAAGUGGUUCAUAGAGCAAUUGAAUUGUCCCGUAUGUCGGGCCAGAUUUACACCCGAAAUGGAGAAAGAAUACAGACAUCGAUUAGAUUUAUAAGCAUUUGAUUUGAUUGAUUGUCACCACAAUUGGGUCAUCCAAUGACUUCUUUAUUAUUAUUAUUAAUAAUUAUCUCCAAAAUGUUUUUUUAAAAAAAAACAAUUAUUUAAACCCCAAUUUAAAAGCUGAUAUGAUUUUUCAGUUAUUUUUGCAAUUUGAUUAUAAUUUUAUUUUUUCAAAAUCAAUUUAAACUAAGUUUAUGAUUUAAAAUGAUUACCAAAUUAUUUUUUAUGUUAUAUUUAAAGAUUUAUUAUUUUACCGGUAAUCUCUAUUACUAUUGUUAUAUAGUUAUAUAUUAUUAUUAUUAUAUACUAUAAGUUAUAAUUUCAAGUCAAGCACACUAUGUCUACGCUUUUUUAUAUUUAAAAAAUAACUCAAUUUCAUAACUAAAUUAGAUGCUUAUUACUAAUUUAAUUGUAUAUAUUAUUAUUAUUGUUGUUAAGAUUGUAUUUAAAACUAUUAUAAUUUUAUGUUAAGUAUAAUGCAUCCAAUUAGUUUUAU
Oppia nitens is the source of this 977-nucleotide messenger RNA. RefSeq lists its product as uncharacterized. The transcript is spliced from 2 exons. The record is from RefSeq and is a predicted model, not a curated record. The coding region runs from base 117 to 476 and encodes 119 amino acids. NCBI's taxonomy places the organism in Eukaryota, Metazoa, Arthropoda, Arachnida, Sarcoptiformes, Oppiidae.